Molecule: messenger RNA, 6762 nt
Organism: Pteronotus mesoamericanus
Lineage: Eukaryota; Metazoa; Chordata; Mammalia; Chiroptera; Mormoopidae
Gene: TMEM65
Product: transmembrane protein 65
Exons: 7
Coding region: 323-1045 (240 amino acids)
Biological process (GO): regulation of cardiac conduction; cardiac ventricle development
Cellular component (GO): mitochondrion
Source: RefSeq, a predicted model, not a curated record
CCCCGCUCCUCUCAGCUGGGAGGCGCCCGCCCGCACCGGCCACCCGCCCUCUCCGGCAGCUCUCCCAGCCCGACCGCCUUAGACAAAGUUUUUCUCAUCCGAGGGAUCGGAGGCGCCGUGAGCCUUCUGGUAGGGAACGGGGGACGGAAGCGGAGGCGAGCGCUGUGCGGGGUCCGGGGAGUGCAUGGUUCCCGGCGCCUCGGCUGCCCAUCUGGAGGACAUCGGGGCGGGGUCGGUUGAGCCCCGCUCCUUCUUGUAGCCUCAGCCUCGCCACAGAUCGCCCUCUGGGACUGCUGCGGGGGUCCCCGCUCCCCAAACCGCCAUGUCCCGGUUGCUGCCACUGCUGAGGAACCGGACCACGCGCAGCCUGAGGCCGGGCCCGGUCGCCGCCGCCGCGCCCCGCCUGCCCUCCUGGUGCUGCUGCGGGCGGGGGCUGCUGGCGCUCGCAGUCCCCGGGGGCUCCCCCGGCGGCCGCCGGGGACUGGGCACCCAUCCCAAGAAGGAGCCCAUAGAGGCGCUGAACACGGCGCAGGGCGCGCGCGACUUCAUCUACAGCCUGCACUCCACCGAGAGGAGCUGCCUGCUCAAGGAGCUGCACCGCUUCGAGUCCAUUGCUAUCGCCCAAGAAAAAUUGGAAGCUCCACCACCCACCCCAGGACAGCUGAGAUAUGUAUUCAUCCACAAUGCGAUACCUUUCAUAGGGUUUGGCUUUUUGGAUAAUGCAAUUAUGAUUGUUGCAGGAACCCAUAUUGAGAUGUCUAUUGGAAUUAUUUUGGGAAUUUCAACUAUGGCAGCUGCUGCUUUGGGAAACCUUGUGUCAGAUUUAGCCGGACUUGGACUUGCAGGCUACGUCGAAGCUCUGGCUUCCAGGUUAGGCCUGUCAAUUCCUGAUCUCACACCAAAGCAAGUUGACAUGUGGCAAACGCGUGUUAGUUCACAUUUGGGCAAAGCUGUUGGGGUGACUAUUGGCUGCAUUCUAGGAAUGUUUCCCUUGAUUUUCUUUGGAGUAGGUGAAGACGAGGAAAAACUGGAAAAGAAAAAUUAACCCUCUUAGAGUACCUAUAAAAAGAUGUAAACUAAUGUACCUCAAUUAUUAAAUAUGCUGUCACAACAUUUAGGUAUUAAGACAGUAACAGUGUAUAGAUAUGGGAUCAAAUAAUUUGAGCAUGUAUUAUGGAAAACACUAACUUAUUGUGGCUUGGUUUUAUUAGGACAUCUUUUUUUUUUAAAAAAAACAACUGUUUAGUAUCAUUUUGUGUAAAUUGUUGAAAUGCUCUUUCAUCAAUGGCAGUCAACAUUUUAUUUUUCCUUCUCUUUCUUUAUAUAUCCAAAUAUCAUUUAAGUAUUAGUCACUGAUGUACUGUACUGACUUGGGGGUUUAUUUGUUACUUAAUGUGUACAUGCAUGAAAGCCUUUUCUGUUGUUGUGUUCUGUAUAGUUAUAAUUCAACCUUAAGAUUUUUCCAAAUUACUUAAGAUGUUUAAUAUCAGUUGAAGGUUUUUUACUCUUUCUGGCAACAUCAAUUUUGUACUGUUUCACAGUAAACAUUCACAAUUAUAUAAUUUGUCAUCUUUUUUUACUCCCACAUCUGUUCCAAAUGGAUGCAGACUUUAGAUAUUUUAAGUUUUUAUUACUUAUUUUAAUUUUCUAACCUUACUGUCUCAAGUGCCAGAGGUCAGUUAGAAUGAGCAAUUAUGUGGUCUCCCUACUUACAUAAAACCAUAUAUGUUAAGUAUCUUAUUUUGAAGUGAUGUUUUUACUUUUAAUUUCUCAAUUUUGCAUAAUUAAAUGGUGGUUUUUGACUCCUGAGAGGAAGAAAAUUAUUACUUUAGGUUCUUUUUAAUGGUGAUUGUGGAAUUAGAGUGAAUAAGAACUAAGAGUUUUGACAUGACACGUGGAAAUUAAGAGGCUAAAAAAAUUUUUUUUGAGAAAUAGAAAAUGGGAACUGUCAAGAAGGUUUAUGGUAUAAAAGGUAAAGUUGAAAGGAUGUUUGUAAAGUUAGUGAGAUACAACUUAUAUUGUUUGGGAAGGAUUUUUCUCCCCAAAGUGUCUUCUCAUCUGAAUUGAAUGAAUCUGAGUUCUUCCUACUCAUAGUCCUGAUGUUUUUGUAUCUUGUUUAGUGAAUUUUACUUCUGGAUAACUUUUGAAGUGAAAUUAAAUAUUUUAUAUAUACAAUAUAUUAAAAAAGAUAUAUACACAUAUAUCUUUUUGGUAUAUAUAGUCUAAUUGUCAAAAGUUACAUGAGUUGAAAUUCUCCCUCUUUUUGGUCUCUUUUUCGUCUCUUGGGGUAUUUAAAUCAUAUUCUAGGCUGAAGCUACUGAUUUUCAAUCUUGUAUAUCUGACUUAAAUGUAACCAUGUAGGAAUCAUAAAAUUUAACUUUAUGAACCCUUAAAGUUUGUUAGCAUGUGGCUUGUACACGUGCUAAAAAAUUACUCUUAUGUGUAAGAGUAAUUAAACACAUCGUGGAGGAGAAAAACUGAAAUUAAAAUUACUACUUGGGCUGCUGAAAUUAUUUAUGUUGAUAAAUAAAUGCAAAGUAAAAGAAAUUUAUAAGAUGGCUGUAUUUACAGCUACUGUAUUUAAAAAUUUUAUUUGUAUAUAUUUUCUUUGGGGGAGCUGAUUUUCCCACUAGACAAUUUAUCAUAAAUUCUCUUCGGUGCACUUCAAAAUAAUUUAGUGCUAUCCUUUAAUCAUAGAUUUUUGAAGGAAUAAAAUAAAUCAUACAAUAUGAAAAUAAAUAUAUACUGUUCUUAUUAUGAACAGAUAACAUGACAGUCUCAUUUGAUUAAAUUAGAAUUAUAGAACUUGGUAUCUUAUUAAACAGGAUAUCAUACGCACACCAAAUUGUUUUUUAUUAUUUCAGAUGAGAGGACUAGAGUGCUUAUUAAAAAUUUUUUUGUAAAUGUUUACAUGCUUUUGUCCCUAACUUGUCCUUUCUGUUUUUUGAAAAAGUAUUUUACUGUGGUGCUUAAAUUUUUUUCUUAUUAAUUAAAUCCCAUAUCCAGAAACCUUGCCUGUGAGUUGAGAAGAGGCUUUUGAUUGCUGUAUAUUUGUUCUUCUGUUGAAAAUAACCCAGUCCUACAAAAUCUUUCUAUUUAGUUGAACAUCUACAGAGUUAUUUAAGAUGUCUAAACAUGUAACAUAAAAUCAUCAUAUUGAAAGAUAUCUUAAUUUAUGGACACAGUAAAAAUUUGCAUCAUUCAGGUAAUUACUUUUCAAAAACUAGAGCCCUUUUGUCCUUACGAUACACUUUUUUUUCAAGAAAUUACAUUAGUAUGGUGCUUUGCACAAAGUGAUUUCUGAAAAAUGGGUCCCUUUAAGAUAAUUAUUUUAUGUAAUCAUUAGUUUGUUAUUUGUCACAAAGAACCUUAUUUCAGAUUGAAACUGGAAUUCUUAUUGCUCAUAUUAGCUAUCUAAUUGUUGGGAGCAUUAUAACCGUGGUGAAAUGCAACAUGAGCUACUUCUGAGUACUGUUUGUUUAAAAUUCAUUUUGUCCAUGUAAUGAUUUAUUGAUUUCUUGAUGCAUGUAAAUUGGGUGCACUUUGUUGCCACUGUAUGUUAAAUGGUGACCAAUGUUUUUACAGAAGAAUUGAACAAAAAAGUCUUUUAAGAAAUUUGGAAUGUGGUUUUGAUUUUGAAAUUUGGUUUUCUUCCUAAUCUCAGAAAGUUCUGGUAAUUGUGUCACUAAAGGAAAUAGGAUUAAUAGAUGCAGAUUUGUUACAUAGUUGUGACAAUGUUCCUGAGACAGUAAAAUGGAACCAUUUAUCCCCUUGCCGAAAUCCACACUUGUGAUACAACAUACAAUUAUGAGAGAAGAAUGAUCCCAUGUGGAGAUUAUUUAUCUUUAAGAGGAUGUGAAAAGAAGCUAUAGAAAGCGUGGCAUAAAUUACAUUGAUAGGCACCUAUAGCAGUCAUAUUCAAGCCUUCUAUAUAAUAAUGCCUCAUUUACUUUGCUCCUUUUCUCUAGAAGGUGAACUAUGAAGGUAAUGGAAAUUUAUCUUUACAACAAAAGUUUGUCCAAACCAUUUUGAAGUAAAUCUUCCUAAUUUUAGAAUUAUAUUUUCUUGCUGUCUUAAGAGUGAAUUAAAUGUAAUGUAAUCUUUUUCUUAGUGGCUAAGCAUCAUUUUCUUGGACCUGAUUAUUGUGUUGUACUACAGUAUCUCGGGAAUCUGGAUUUUAUUUCACAUUUUUAUCCUUUUCUUUUCUUUUCUUUUUUUUUUUGCUGUUCUCACUUCUGGCAACUGCUUUGUCUUUCUAAUUUGCCGCUUCUCAGCUGUAUGGACUUAGAAACUAGAUAGCGAGUUUUAUCAUAAAUUAUUUGGGAAAUAUUAAUAAAUUGACUAUGGAGCCUGAGUGACUUCAUGAUGAUGAUGAUGAUAAAUAUAAUGUUAGAUCCCUUUUAUUAAGCACUUAUUUAUUUUUAUGUACUGUAGUGUUUUAUACCCAUUAUAACAUUGAAUCACUUCAAUAACAAUGUUAAGUUGAUGUUAUUAUUAUUAUUCCCAUUUCAUGCUGGGUAAAUUGACACAUGUAGAGGUUAAUUUGUCCACCAUGUCACUACUGAGUGGACUAGAAUCUAGCUUUGUCCAAGUAUAAAGCUAUAUACUCAACUACUGUGUUCUCGACUACUAUGCGAUAGGGACAUCAGUUGCAUGGGCUACAAUUUGUAAUGUCUGUUCUCUGGUAGGUUCCUUGUUACCUGCAUAUCUGUGGAGUCACUUUCUCAUCUAUAACCUAAGGGAGUUGUACUUACACUCUCAAAGUCUAUUUACCAAACCCUGUGUUUUGGUUGCAUACUAUGUGCUAAGAACUGUUCAAGGCACUGAGUGAACAGCCAGGCAUCCCUGCCCUUUUAAGCUUAUACUGUGGGGGACAUUAGUUAGAGAGGAGAAUACAGAAAAGCAAAUAUACACUUAAAUAUAUUUUAUGCCAGAUGGGAUAAGUUCUAUAGAUAUAAAUGAACCAAGGGAGAAAGUGCCAGUGGUCAUAUGUGGGAGGGUGAGAGGUUAUUUUUAUAUAGAGUGGUCAGGGAAAACCUGAAAGUUGUGAGCAUAAGAAAUACUGAGAAUAGAAGGUGUCAUGCUAGGUUCUAGAAAGUGAUGUUAAGAAAAUAUCCAACAUGUGAAAUAUAUUUCACUUUGGAAUGCAUUGAAGAUUUUUUGGGUUUUUGUUAGGUUUGUUGGGGUUUUGUUUUUUUUGUUUUUUUGCAUUAUUCACGUUUUGUGGAUUAAGCUGAAAGAUUAAUACUGAAAUACUAAGAUUAACACCCCUGCAUAUUCACUGACAUCAAUAGAGGGAAAUGGCUCAGAAGCAUGGGGAAACUACCCUGGAAUUCAUAAAGUCAGUAGGUAAUCCAUCAGCAAAUAAUUGAGGGUUUGUUGUGUGCUCAUAAUGAAACCUUACUAACAGAUUGCUUUUCACCAAAGCAAUAAAUGCUACUGGCAUAUGAGUUGUAACACUUAAAGUUUUUUUUCCCCUGUAAGUUUUUUGAAAUGGAAUAGUAAUAAAAGCAGAGGCAACAAUUUUAAUUUUAAUGUUGAAGUUUCAGGACUUUCAGGGUCUACUGAUCCUAUGCUGCCAGCCAUAUGAAGCACAUAGUGUCUUGUAUUGGUUUUUAUGUGAAACUUUUAACAUCGAACAUAUGUUAGUGUUGUUGAUACAUUUAUGAAUGAGAGAAAUCUGAGCAAAUUUUUAAAUUCAUAGAAAGAUUAAAGAGUGAGCAUCUGAGAGAUUUUAGAAUUUCUCUACAACUCAAAUCAAACUUUUUGUUUGAAUGAAUAAAAUAUGAGGUGAUGACUAAAGAGUUAAACUCAAAGGAACUACUUUUGCAGGGAGAUGAGAACCCUCAAAAAUUGUAGGAUAAAGGUAUUUUCUAUGAGAACUGAAAUUCAUAAAGACUUGGCAUUUGCUAUAAAUAUGAAAGCUAUAUAUUUAUAUUGUGCUUUAUAAUUUAUAAAAUACACAGAUGCUAGACAUAAAUGGGGUUUAAGAGAGGUAACUGAGUCAAAGAAAACUCUUAAGUACUUUAAUGAGAAUUAAGAUUUUUUUCCUUUUUUAUUGAGGGAUACUUGAUGAACAAUAUACUAGUUUCAGGUGCACAACAUAAUGAUUCAACAUUUGUAUACAUUGCAAAGUGAUCACCACACUAAGUUACGAAGUUUUUUUCUCUUGUGAUAAGAACUUUAAGAUUUACUUAGCAACUUUAAAUUUUGCAAUAUAACAUUAUUGACUAUAGUCAAUAAUGUAAACCAAGCUGUGCGUUACAUCCCUAUGACUUAUUUUAUGCCUGGAAGUUUGUACAUCGUGAUCCCCCUUCACCCACUUUGCCCACUACCAAACCCCCUUCCUUCUGCCAACCACCAGUCUGUUUUCUGAAUCUAUGAGAUUGGCUUUAUUUUGUUUGCUCUUUUGUAUUUUUGUUAGAUUCCACAUAUAAGUAAAAUCAAACGGUAUUUGUUUUUCUCUGACUUAUUUAACUUAAUACCCUCAAGUUACAUCUGUGUUGUCAUGAAUGGGAAGAUUUCUAUUAUUUUUAUGGCAGAGUAGUAUUCCAGGGGCUGGGGGUGUGUGUGUGUGUGUGUGUGUGUGUGUGUGUGUGUGUGUGUGUGUACACCAAAUCUUUAUCCACUCAUCCAUAGAUGGACACUUAGGUUGUUUCCAUAUCUUGGCUACUAUAAACAAUGCUGCAAUGAACAUAGGAGUGCGUAUAUCUUUUCAAAUUAGUGUUUUCUUUGUCUUUGGAUAAAUACCUAGAAGUGGAA